This is a messenger RNA of Cryptococcus wingfieldii CBS 7118, 396 nucleotides long. RefSeq lists its product as hypothetical. Gene Ontology annotation, cellular component: EKC/KEOPS complex. Lineage: Eukaryota; Fungi; Basidiomycota; Tremellomycetes; Tremellales; Cryptococcaceae. The transcript has 3 exons. The record is from RefSeq and is a predicted model, not a curated record. The coding region runs from base 1 to 396 and encodes 131 amino acids.
AUGGCAGACAGAGAAGGCUGGCACACCGUCGAAUUAAGGAUCCCAUUCCGAACCCCAGAACACGCCGUCAUUGCCAGGCGGGCAUUGGACGUGGACAAGGAGCAGAACGCAGGCAUGGUACACAGGGAGAUGAGCGUCGAAGGAGACAUACUCGUGGUCAACUACUAUACCACAACAGUUCGUCUCCUCCGGCUCGCUACAAACUCUUUCCUGUCCUCGGCAGAUCUCGUGCUCCGCACCAUGUCCUCGUUUGCGCCUGAUCCCUCAGACAGGAUCCCUACGGAUAAGGAGCUGGAAGAGAUCAGGCGGGAGGCCAACAGGUCAACGGGAAUGGGCGGUGGGAUCGAGCUGAAAGGAGACGGGAAGGGGGCAGGGAGUGGGGAGGAGGUCAGAUAA